Adineta steineri is the source of this 867-nucleotide messenger RNA. The record is from the annotation of a GenBank genome assembly. NCBI's taxonomy places the organism in Eukaryota, Metazoa, Rotifera, Eurotatoria, Adinetida, Adinetidae.
AUGCCUUUUAUAUAUUUUGGUACGAACUUAGCAUUAGAAGAAUGUCAAAUACAAUUUAAAAAUCGUCAUUGGAAUUGUAAAUUAUUUGAAAAUAAUCAAUUAAUGGGAAAUAUUCUUGAUUCAGGAACAAAAGAAUCAGCGUAUAUACAUGCGUUAACUUCAGCUGGUAUUGCUUAUACAAUAACAAAAGCAUGUAGUACAGGAAGACUUAGUUCAUGUGGAUGUGAUAUGUCAAUGAAAGAUAAAACGAGUAAUAGUUCAAUUCGAUGGGCUGGUUGUUCUGAUAAUGUUUUAUUUGGCUCGGAAUUAGCAAGAAAAUUUGUUAAUCUUCGAGAAAAUAAAAAAAAGACACAAACAAGUUUAUUAAAUCUACAUAAUAAUCAAAUUGGAAUUCGGACAAUUCUUUCAUCAGUUGAUCGACAAUGUAAAUGUUAUGGUAUAUCAGGUUCUUGUGAAUUUAAAUCAUGUUGGCGUUCACUUCAUUCAUUUACACAAAUUGCUAAUCAAUUGAAAGAAUUUUAUGAUAACUCAAUUCACGUGUAUUUACAAAAAAAAUCUAUUGAGAAAAAUAUACAAUUCUUACCCGAAAAACUUCCAUUACAAAAAGUUAAAAAUGAAUUAAUUUUUCUAAAUUCAAGUCCAAAUUAUUGUGAAUUAAAUUUACCUGUCGGUUCAUUUGGUACAAAAGGACGUAUAUGUAAUCGAAAAUCACGUGCUAUCGAUGGUUGUGAUUUACUUUGUUGUAAUCGUGGUUAUCAAUCUCAAAUAAUGACAGUACAUAGUCAAUGUAAUUGUCGUUUUCAAUGGUGUUGUCAUAUUCAAUGUCAAAAUUGUAUAACAACACAAGAAAUAAGUCGUUGUUUAUAA